Messenger RNA from Suillus bovinus, 1564 nucleotides. RefSeq lists its product as uncharacterized. The record is from RefSeq and is a predicted model, not a curated record. The transcript has 2 exons. Lineage: Eukaryota; Fungi; Basidiomycota; Agaricomycetes; Boletales; Suillaceae. Gene Ontology annotation, molecular function: exopolyphosphatase activity. The coding region runs from base 126 to 1367 and encodes 413 amino acids. Gene Ontology annotation, cellular component: cytoplasm.
ACCUGGCGGUCCUAUGGGCUUUCGUGCUUUCUUGCCAACUAUUUCCCCGACUUGCAAAAAUCACAUCCCUUUCAUUUGCAAGUCUAAACUUCAGGUUCCCUGCUAAAUCUCUGCGGCAAAGUUCAAUGUCUACUACGUUCAACUUUUCGUCAUACCUCAAGUCCCAAAAAGCAGAUUUUCUAGCUGAUAAUGGGGAAGGAUGGACAGUGGUAAUGGGCAAUGAAGCGGGUGAUCUCGAUUCUCUCGCUAGUGCACUCGGAUAUGCUUGGUUGCGCUCCAACACGAGCGGGAAAGCGAUCGCAUACAUAACUACACCUAGAGAGGAUUUUGUCCUUAGAGCAGAAAAUUUGCACGCCCUUGGUCUCGCUGGAAUCAACCAACCUUUCGAAGAGCUUUAUUGCUCUGGUGAUCCUAUUCCAUCACACGUGUCGCAAUUUGCACUUGUGGAUCACAACGUCCUUCAGACCAGAUAUGCAUCUGAAACAGCCAGGGUUGUUGCAGUGAUAGAUCAUCACGAAGAUGAAGAACAAUACAAGGAUGCUAGUACAACUGAUCCCAGGAUAGUCGAACCGGCUGGAAGUUGCUCGUCUCUUGUUGCAAGAUUGUAUCAAUCGUUCCCCAAUCUUUCUAUACCCCCAGAAUUGUCGACACUCUUGCUUAGUGCCAUUUUGAUCGACACCCAUGGCCUUAAAGAGAGAGGGAAAGCUCUGAAUGUCGACAGGGAGGCGGCUGCGUUUUUAAUCCCCCGAUCCCUUUUGGCCCACAAUGAAGUCUCUGCAUCAUUGGAUAACCAACUAAUUACCCAUCUCCCUUCCGUUCAGUCUCUGUCUGCGACGUUGAGAGAGAAGAAGCUCUCUGUAUCCCAUUUCAGCACGCGGGACUUGCUGCGGAGAGACUACAAAGAGUACGCAUUCAACGUGCAUGUGAUAAAAGUGGGUCUUGCCACCGUCCCACUUCGCCUCUCCGCAUUCUUUGCAUCAUCGAGUUAUCCUAUGAAAGAAAUUCAAGAUUGGCUCACCGAAAGAGAUCUUAGCGUUCUCGGCAUACUCACUACUUUUCGGAGCAAUGAAGGCAAGGGAAGGCGGGAGCAACUUUGGAUAGUCAAGGCAGACGAAGGCAUCACAGAGACACUUUGGCAAGGCCUCGAAUCAAGCGAAGAGCUUCAGCUAAAAAGGCUUGAUUUCUCAAAGUUCGUGGGCAACGCCAACGCGGCUGAUGAACCUGAGGUCGACGAUACCGAAGACGUAAUGGCCGAUGAAACGCGAUUUGGUGAUUCAUUUGUUGCGAGGGCUUACAAGCAGGGCAACGCGAGCGCGACGAGGAAGCAGACUGCCCCCAUUAUCCGGAGACUUAUAGAGGGGCUAUGAACUCGUGAGGUGAUUGUUUGACACAGUUUGAAACUCUCAUACCUGAUAUAUUCGAUGCAUAUGUAUUAAGAAAUCAAAUGAACCCAUGCAAAUUUAACGAUUGUCGUGUCGGAUUGCCCUUGCGUUUCUCCAUAAUCAAUUAAGACCUUUUGCCCUUCAUUCAUGCCAUGGUUGCAUGACCAGCUUACGCAUUCGAG